This is a messenger RNA of Lentinula edodes (shiitake mushroom), 651 nucleotides long. RefSeq lists its product as uncharacterized. Gene Ontology annotation, cellular component: mitochondrion. Gene Ontology annotation, molecular function: structural constituent of ribosome. Lineage: Eukaryota; Fungi; Basidiomycota; Agaricomycetes; Agaricales; Omphalotaceae. The transcript has 3 exons. The record is from RefSeq and is a predicted model, not a curated record. Bases 1 to 651 code for a protein of 216 amino acids.
AUGGGCAAAGUUCCCGUAGGCCCGUCACAUCUAUCCAAGGUUCUUGAACUCCUCAAAUCCGAGCCAAAAUUAUCUUUAUUUGGUGUCCGGUCAUUAAAACUGUCUUAUGCUUUUAGAAAUGACCACUUUGGAGCUCGACAUUUCGUGAAAGAAGAACUACCACGGAUAAAAUACGCAAAUCCAAAUUUAAAAGUUGAGGUUGACCGAGUCCUGAAGACAAAGGAGGAACAUUGGAGACCAGAAAUGGAGUUACAGCUUGAUAAUGGGUCUAUAAAGACUAUCAAUAUGCACGACAAAUGGUCAACAACAAUUCUCCAAGAACUGCUCGACAUCUCCGGCGGUGAUCCAUGGACGAAAUGGAAACGUACCAGGUCCGAACGAGGUCUUCCUCUGUUGCCAGGAGAAGAGAAAGCUACUGCGUAUGCUCCUCCAGAUAGAGGCGCUGCAACGUUCAUGAACCUGAAAGAAUGGCGUGAUUCGGCGCAGGCGAGAGCGUUGGCACAGGAGAAGGCAGAGAAAGAGAAGAAGGAGAAAGCGAAGGCGAAAGAAAAAGAAAAGAAGAAAGCAGCGGAGGUUCAUGUGGCUGAAUUGUCUGCAGAGGUACUGGAGAACUUACGAACGAAGACUGGAGCGGCUGCGAUAUUACCUUGA